AUGGAUCACCUUGAACGAUUAUGUUCAAUUUAUCAGGACGGCCGUCCGCUGGAGGAGUACAUCCACGAAUUUCUCACCUGCUCUAAGCAGACUUCCCUCGACCGGUGGGCUCUUGUGGACUGUUUCUGGGGUGGUUUGGAUGAGGGGAUCGCUAAACGGAUGCCACUGGCUGGGUCCAGGUGGACCCUGCCCGAUUACAUCAGCCUGGCUCGGUUCCUCAGCAGAUCAUCAUCCAUUAGUGCCAUCUAUCCUCAGUCAAGCCCGCCGGCUGCGGCUCACACAAGCCUGCCGGACGUUCAGCACUCAAAUUCGCUGACCUCUCCGCUGUCAAGCCCACCGGUCAUCUCCCUCUCCUCAGACCAAAAGAGGAGAUUGCGGAGAAAGAGACUGUGGGCUCAGCCCAGCUUGCGGCAGGUAAAGGUGAGAUGUCCCGUCAAUCACCUCCAAUGCCUCGGUACCCACAGGUGUGUUCAUUUUAGUACACUCUGCAAUGGAGUACGAGACUGUGAGGAUGGAUAUGACGAGGGUGUGCACUGCCGCGAGUUGGUGGGUAGCUGCAAGGAGCGGAGAUGUCAGUUUGACUGUGUGAUCAUGAGAAACGGGACGUCCUGUUUCUGUGGGGAAGGUUUCGAACUGGAUGAGGACAGGAGGCGGUGUCGAGAUCAUGAUGAAUGCAGGGAUUAUGGGACAUGCAGUCAAAUCUGCAUGAACACGCAGGGAUCGUACAGAUGCGCUUGCACAGAUGGCUUCAGCCUGCAAGCCAACAGACGAUCCUGCAAAGCCAAAACAGAUCCUGGUGAUAAACCUCCGGUUCUGUUGACAACAAAUAUGAAUUCUAUAUCAGUUGUUUACCUCAAUGGAUCAUCUAUGCCAAAUCUCAAGUCCAUGGAGACAAAUGGGACUCAAAUAUUGGACUUUAUUUAUAGAGAAGAGUCACUCUGUUGGCUCUCAGUGGCCCAGGAUACAGGUCAGCUGUGGUGUGCCCGCAUGACCAAACUCAAAGGCUUUUCAGAAAAACACCAGAUACGGAUAGGUCAGAACCUACAAAAUGUGGAGCAUAUGGCCAUCGACUGGUUGACAGGAAACUUCUACUUCGUAGACAGAGUGAACGACCGGAUAUUCGUGUGCAGCGAACAGGGAGAUGCAUGUGUCACCAUCAUCGACCUGGACAUCCAGAACCCUAAAGGCCUAGCGCUGGAUCCCAUCAUGGGAAAACUCUUUUUCACGGAUUAUGGGACGGUAGCCAAGGUGGAACGCUGCAAUAUGGACGGCACCAACCGAACCAGGAUAGUAGAGUAUAAAACUGAACAGCCGACCGCCGUGACAUUGGACUUGGUGAAGAAGCUCGUCUACUGGGCAGACGCUUAUCUGGAUUUUAUCGAAGUUGUGGAUUACAAUGGCAAGAACAGACACACAAUCAUCCAAGGAAGCUCGGUGUCGCACCUGUACGGAUUUGCACUCUUUGAAGAUUACCUGUUUGCGACAUGCUCUGAACCCUCCAGAGAGAGCAAGGUGGACAUAUUUAGGAUAAAUCGCUUUAACAGCAGUGACACAAACACCAUUACCACUUUGGAAAGUGCCAGAGCUGUCCGAGUUUAUCACAGAUUGGCUCAACCUACAGUCAGGACUCACGCAUGCAGCCCUGAUACACACGGACGAAAGGGUGGAUGCUCGCAUAUCUGUCUCCUGAGCCACAACUACAAAUCACGUAUGUGCCGCUGCCGGACCGGCCACGUCCUUGCCAGCGACGGGAAGUCAUGCAAAAAACCAAAGAAUGAGCUGUUCCUGUUUUACGGAAAAGGACGGCCCGGGGUUAUCAGAGGUCUGGAUAUGAAUAUCAAGUCUGGAGAUGAACAUUUGAUUCAAAUCGAAGGGCUCGUGAGUCCCAGAGCGUUGGAUUUCCAUGCAGAGAGUAGCUACAUCUACUUUGCCGACACCACGAGCUUCCUAAUUGGACGACAGAAGAUUGACGGAACCGCUCGGGAAACGAUCCUUAAGGACGAGCUGGAUAAUGUUGAGGGUAUUUCGUUGGACUGGAUAGGUAAUAACCUGUUCUGGACAAAUGACGGUUAUAGAAAGACCAUCAGCGUGGCCGGGCUGGACCGGCCCUCGCAGACCAGGAGAACGCUUUUAGAAGGCAAUAUGUCUCAUCCCAGGGCCAUUGUUGUGGAUCCUCUAAAUGGAUGGAUGUAUUGGACGGACUGGGAGGAGGAUGAGUUAAUUGACAGCAGAGGAAGGAUAGAGAAGGCCUGGAUGGAUGGAUCUCACCGUCAGAUCUUCGUCACAUCCAACAUGCUGUGGCCUAACGGCCUCACUCUGGACCACUCCUCCAGCGUCAUGUACUGGUGUGACGCCUACUAUGACCACAUUGAGAAAAUCUACCUCAACGGCAGCCACAGAACGGUGGUGUACAGCGGGAAAGAGUUGAAUCAUCCAUUUGGGAUUGCGCAUUACCAGAAUUACAUAUUCUGGACGGAUUACAUGAACGCCUCGAUAUUCCGUCUGGAUUUGUCAUCCAAUGAUGUUGCCCUAAUGCGGGCUGAAAGACCACCUCUCUUCGGGAUUCAGGUGUAUGACCCGCAGAGCCAGAAAGGUAAUAACCAGUGUUCGGCAAAUCACGGUGGCUGCGGCUCUUCGGCUCUAUGCCUUGCUACGCCUGCAGGUCGCAUGUGCGCCUGUGCAGACGGCCAACAUUUGGAGAAAGAUAACAUUACCUGUUCAUCCCCAUCAGAGGUCACUAAGACAAAGCGCUGCGGCCCAGCGGAGUUUCAGUGCCAGAACCAGCGUUGCAUUCAGCUCUCGUGGAAGUGUGAUGGGGAUGAUGACUGCUCAGAUGGCAGCGAUGAAGAUCCACACCUCUGCUCCAAUCGCAGCUGCCCAGCGGACCAAUUUAAAUGCCUGAACAACCGCUGUAUCCCGAAGAGAUGGCUGUGUGACGGCACCGACGACUGCGGCAGCAACGAGGAUGAGUCCAACCACACCUGCUCGGCCCAAACCUGCCAGCCGGGCCAGUUUCCCUGUGAGAAUGGACGCUGCAUCCCGGAGAACUGGCGCUGUGACCGUGAUGAUGACUGCGGGGAUCAGUCGGAUGAGUCUUCGUCAUGUGACUUCCCAACUUGUGAACCGCUGACCCAGUUUGGCUGUGCUAAUGGGAAAUGCAUCAGUGUGAAAUGGCACUGUGAUUCCGAGGAUGACUGUGGGGACAGAAGUGAUGAGGUGGGCUGCGUUCACGCCUGUUCGGUGUCUCAGUUUCAGUGCUCCAGCGGGAAGUGCAUCCCUGAGCACUGGAUGUGCGACGGGGACAAUGACUGCGGUGACCUCAGCGACGAGAACGCCACCUGCUCCAGGACAGUGCUCUCCGCCAUUAACGACUGCCGUGAGAAAGAGUUCCACUGCCGUGGCGACGGAACCUGCAUUCCUGAAAUAUGGCGCUGCGACGGAGACAAAGACUGCGAGGACGGUAGCGAUGAAUUCGCCUGUGAGGGAGCCAAGAGAAUGUGCGACCCCAAGGCAAAGUUCACCUGCAAGGUCUCAGGGAAAUGCGUUAGUAAGGACUGGGUGUGCGAUGGAGACAUCGACUGCGAGGACCAAUCGGAUGAGGAGGGGUGUGAAGUGUCCGUCUGUAAGCCUCCGAAGUUUCCCUGCGGCAAUGACACGUCUGUGUGCCUCCCGCCAGAGCGAAUCUGUAACGGCUGGAGGGACUGUGCCGACCAUUCUGACGAGGGACCCUACUGCGAUGAGUGUUUGGUGAGGAAGGGCGGCUGCAGUCACGAGUGCUUGGUGGCGCCGGGUAAAGGGGUCGUGUGUUCCUGUCCGGUGGGGUUCCAGCUGGGUUCGGACAGCCGGACAUGCGAGGUCCUGGAUUACUGUACCAAGCACCUACGCUGCAGCCAAGUGUGCGAACAGCACAAGAAUACUGUGAAAUGCUCCUGCUAUCCAGGCUGGAGUCUUGGACCUGAUGGAGACAGCUGUUAUAGUACAGGUGUUUCGUCAAUCGAGGUGGUGGUCCAGCAUGGUCUAGCCACUCCAGAAGGCCUUGCCGUUGAUUGGAUAGCGGGAAAUCUCUACUGGAUCGACAGCAACCUGGACCAGAUUGAGGUGUCCAAGCUGAAUGGCGAAUUACGAACCACCCUCAUCGCCGGGGGUAUGGAACACCCUCGGGCCAUCGCCGUGGACCCCGGCCAGGGUGCCUUGUUCUGGACCGACUGGGAUGCCACGUUUCCUCGCAUUGAAGGCGCUUCCAUGAGCGGGAAACGGCGACAUGUGGUUUUCAAGGACAUGGACUCCGGCGCUUGGCCCAACGGACUGACCUUGGACCACAUGGAGAGCAGGAUAGUAUGGACAGACGCCCGAUCUGACGCUAUAUACUCUGCUCUAUAUGACGGAACGGGGAUGAUUGAAAUUCUCAGAGGCCACGAGUUCCUCUCUCACCCCUUCGCCGUGUCUCUCUUUGGUGGGAGUGUUUAUUGGACUGACUGGAGGACCAACACUUUGACAAAAGCCAACAAAUGGACCGGGGCCAAUGUAACUGUGAUCCAAAAAACCAGCGCCCAACCCUUCGAUCUGGAGAUAUACCAUCCUAGCAGGCAGCCACAGACUCCUAACCCAUGUGCAGGUAACAAAGGAAGAGGCCCGUGUUCUCACCUCUGCCUUAUAAAUUAUAAUGGUUCUGCAUCUUGCUCCUGUCCACAUCUCAUGAAACUGUCGGCCAACAACCGAAGCUGCCAAGGUGUGAAGAAGUUCCUGUUAUACGCUCGGAGAUCUGAGAUUCGAGGAGUGGACAUCGACAACCCGUACCUCAACGUCAUCAUGGCCCUCACCGUACCCGAUAUCGAUGACGUCUCGGCGAUGGAUUACGAUGCUGUAGAGGAGAGGAUUUACUGGGCCGAUGUGAAGACCCGAACGAUAAAAUGGGCAUUCAUUAACGGAACCAAACUCGAAACCGUCCUGUCUGGAGACCUAUCUAAUGUCCGUGGCCUGGCUAUUGACUGGCUGUCGAGAAACAUGUACUGGAUGAGCUCAGACAACGAUGAGUCCCACAUUAACGUCGCCCGUCUUGAUGGAUCUCUCAAAACCACCGUCGUUCACGGCAUGGACAAACCCAAGUGUCUCGUCCUGCAUCCAUCUAAAGGGAAGAUGUUCUGGAUGGAUGGGGGCACUAUAAAUAUGGCCAAUAUGGAUGGCAGCAACAUCAAGAUUUUGCACCAGAACCAGAAUGAGCCUGUUGGGCUGACGAUCGACUACUCGGCCAACAAGUUAUACUGGAUAAGUUCCGGAAACGGAACCAUUAAUAGGUGUAACCUGGAUGGGAGUGGCCUGGAUGUGAUUGACAGCUUGAAAAAAGAGCUCCGGAAAGCCACGGCAUUAGCAGUGAUGGGUGGGAAGCUAUGGUGGGCAGAUGAUGUUCUCGCACAGCUGGGAACCAUUAACAAGAGGGAUGGAAAAAACCUGACGGUUCUUCGGGAUAAGACCACAGGCAUUGUCCACAUCAAAGUGUAUGACAAAGACAGUCAGAAAGGUCGCAAUCCUUGUAUACCAAACAACGGCGGUUGUUCCCAGCUUUGCCUUCCCACUUCUGAAACAACCCGGACGUGUUCUUGUACUACGGGCUACAACCUUCGUCCGGACCGCUCCACCUGUGAAGGUCUUCAGUCUUUCCUGAUGUACUCCGUUAAUGAAGGUAUAAGAGGACUGUCUCUGGAUCCCAGCGAUAACUCGGAAGUUUUGAUGCCGCUAACUGGCACUCUGUUCGCCGUGGGACUGGACUAUCAUGCCGGAAAUGAUACAUUGUACUGGACGGACAUGGGCUCCAACAGAAUCUCUAGAUCCAGUCGAGAUCAAACCUGGAGAGAGGACAUUGUCACAAGUGGUCUUGGACGUGUUGAAGGACUUGCAGUGGACUGGAUUGCAGGUAAUAUUUACUGGACGGACCAUGGCUUAAAUCUCAUUGAGGUCGCUCGAUUGAAUGGCAUGUUCCGCGCCAUGGUGAUAUCUGACGGUCUUGAUCAACCCAGAGCCAUUGCUGUGCACCCAAUGAAAGGGUUUCUCUUCUGGACGGAGUGGGGCCAGAGUCCUACCAUCUCCACGUCACAUCUCGAUGGUUCAGAGCAAUCCGUGCUUGUUAGCACCGGACUAGCAAGGCCCAACGGCAUCUCCAUAGACUACCAGGAAAAUAAAUUAUACUGGUGCGAUGCCCGCAACAACAAGAUUGAAAGAAUCAACCUUGAGCGGGGUGAGCAGAGGGAGAUUGUGUUCUCAUCGAGUGGGGUGGAUAUGUUUUCCAUAGCAGUCUUUGGGGCUUACCUCUUCUGGUCUGACAGAGCCUACGCCAAUGGAUCCAUCCGCCGUGCUUCCAAGAAAGACGCCGUGGACGUAGUGACCAUCAGGAGCGGCUUGGGCGUCAGUCUGAAAGAUGUGAAGGUCUUUAACCAGGAUCGGGAGAAAGGUACGAACGCUUGCAGCAGAGCGAACGGAGGAUGCCAGCAACUUUGUUUUUACUUGGGGAAUAACCGGAAAACUUGUGCUUGCGCCCACGGAUAUCUUGCUCAGGAUGGACUCAGGUGCAACAGGUAUGAGGGUUACCUGCUGUACUCCGAGAGGACCGUUUUGAGGAGUAUUCAUCUAUCGGAUGAGAAUAACCUCAACUCGCCAAUAAGGGCGUACGAAAACCCAAAUUAUUUUAAAAACGUUAUAGCUUUGGCCUUUGAUCAUCGUCAGAAAAUGCACGGAACCAAUCGGAUUUUCUUUAGCGAUGUUCAUUAUGGGAAUAUACAAGUCAUCAAUGACGACUGGACAGGACGACGCGUCAUUGCUGAGAAUGUUGGUUCUGUGGAGGGACUGGCGUACCACCGAGGAUGGGACGUCCUGUACUGGACGAGCUCCACCACAGCCACCAUCACCCGCCACAGCAUCGACCAGACCAGACCAAACACUUUCAACAGAGACACAGUGGUCUCCCUGUCUGAGGAGGACCACCCACACGUCCUCACUCUGGAUGAAUGUCAGAACUUGAUGUUCUGGACUAACUGGAACGAGCAGAAGCCAAGCAUCAUGAGGUCGACUUUAACCGGCCGGAAUGUCCGCGUUAUUGUUAGUGUGGAUGUCAUCACCCCUAAUGGACUCACCAUCGACCACAAAGCCGAAAAGCUGUAUUUUUCCGAUGGCAGUCUCGGCCACAUCGAGAGGUGUGAUUACGACGGCUCGCACAGAUACGUCAUUGUGAAAUCAGGACCCGGAACGUUCUUUGGCUUGGCAAUUUACAGAGACUUCAUCUUCUGGUCCGACUGGACGCGGCGGGCCGUGAUCCGCUCUGAUAAGUUCACCGGAGCCAAUACGAAAGUCCUCCGUGCAGACAUCCCUCAUCAACCGAUGGGAAUCAUCGCUGUUUCCAACGACACCAACAGCUGUGAGUCAUCCCCCUGCAGCAUGAAUAAUGGAGGGUGCCAUGACCUUUGCCUUUUGACUCCACUUGGUGUGGUAAACUGUACUUGCCGUGGAGAACGGAUAUUACUGGAUGAUAACAGAUGUGUAUCCAUGAACUCCUCCUGUAACAUCAACUCUGAGUUCCAGUGCGGAAACGGGGAAUGCAUCGAUUUCCAACUUACAUGUGAUGGCAUCGAGCACUGCAAAGACAGGUCGGAUGAGAAGAUACAGUAUUGUGAGAACCGGAACUGCAGACACGGCUUUAAAUUGUGCUAUAACCAGCGCUGUGUGGCCAACCAUCGAUUCUGUAAUGGCGUGAAUGAUUGCGGGGAUAACUCAGAUGAAGUUUACUGUAACAAUUCCUCGUGUUCGUCCUCUGAGCGACGUUGUGCAGACGGUGCCUGUAUUCCUGCAUCAUCCUGGUGUAAUCAGAUCAUCGAUUGCGCUGACGCAUCGGACGAGAAAAGCUGUAAUAGCACAGACUGCAUGGAAUACUACAGAUUGGGUUUUCAUGCCAGCAACAGUGAGAGAUUUCUAAGCUGCAAUUCCACGUCGCUGUGUGUUCAUCCCUCCUGGAUCUGUGAUGGAGCCAACGACUGUGGGGAUUACGCAGACGAAAUACACUGCCACGCUUCUUCAGUUCAUACAUGUGAGGACGGCCAUUUUGCGUGUCCCAGUGGAAACUGCAUCUCCAGCGUCUGGUUGUGCGAUGGACAGAAAGACUGCGAGAACGGAGCGGAUGAAUUUCAAUGCGAUUCAUCGUGCCUUUGGAAUCAGUUCGCCUGCUCGAAAAACAAGUGCAUCGCCAAACAGUGGCUCUGUGACGGGGAGGACGACUGCGGUGACGGAUUGGACGAAAGCGAGGAAAUUUGCGGUUCGGCAACAUGCGCCCCCGGUUUGUUCAGUUGCCCAGGAUCGUACGCUUGCGUACCCAGAAACUGGUUAUGUGACGGGGAGAGAGAUUGUCCCGAUGGUAGCGAUGAACUAGCGGUAGCUGGCUGUGCUCCGAACAACACGUGCACCGAGAGCACGUUCCAGUGCCGGAACCAGAACUGCGUCCCGCGGCGUUUCGUGUGUGACCAUGACGACGACUGCGGGGACGGUUCUGACGAGUCUCUGGAAUGCGAAUAUCGUUUAUGCAAAGAGGAGGAGUUCCGCUGCGCAGAUGGGCGGUGUUUAUUGAGAGCCCAAUGGGAGUGUGACGGCUUCCCCGAUUGUCUGGACCAAUCAGACGAGCUGCCACUCAACCCAAAGUGUUCCGCUGCAGAAAGUUUGUGCAACGGUUCGGUUUUCAUGUGCGCAAACGGUCGCUGCGUCCCGCUGGGGAGCGUGUGUAAUCAGCACGAUGACUGCGGCGACCGAUCCGACGAGAGGAACUGCCACGUUAACGAGUGUUUGAACCGUAAAGUCAGCGGCUGUACCCAGGACUGUCAAGACCUACCCGUGGGAUACAAGUGUAUGUGUUGGCCGGGGUUUCGUCUGAAAAAUGACGGCAGGACCUGCAUUGACAUGGACGAAUGUUCCGAGAACUUUCCCUGCAGUCACCAGUGCAUCAACACUUACGGGUCUUUUCACUGCCUGUGUGCCGACGGGUACCACCGUCCCGCCAGUAACCCGCACAGCUGCAGGUCUCUCUCAGCAGAGGAGCCUUUUCUUAUUCUAGCUGACCAUCACGAAAUCCGAAAGAUCAGUUUAGAUGGAUCAAACUACACACUUCUGAAACAGGUAGUUCACAGAACGUCGGUCCCCAGUGCUCUCGCUGUGGACUGGAUCGGCAAGAACUUGUACUGGUGUGAUGGCGAGAGAAAGACCCUGGAGGUGGCGAAAGCUAAUGGACUCUACCCGACCUUCUUUCUUUCUUUCUUGGUUGGUUGUUUUACUCAUUUGUUCUCUCAUUUGUUUACAGCGGAGUUUAAAUGCCAGCCGGGAAGGUUCCAGUGCGGAACGGGUUUGUGUGCCCUCCCUCCCUUCAUCUGUGAUGGAGAGAACGACUGCGGAGAUAACUCCGAUGAAGCCAACUGUGACUCGUAUAUCUGCCUGUCUGGCCAGUUUAAGUGCACUCACCGGCAGAAGUGCAUCCCUAUAAACCUGCGCUGUAAUGGACAAGAUGACUGUGGAGACGGUGAAGAUGAAACCGAUUGCCCCGAGAACACUUGCUCGCCGUCCCAGUUUCAAUGCAAGACCACAAUGCACUGCAUCUCCAAGCUGUGGGUGUGCGACGAGGACCCCGACUGCGCCGACGGAUCGGACGAGGCCAACUGCGAUGAAAAGACAUGUGGGCCGCAUGAAUUUCGCUGCAAGGACAACAACUGCAUACCGGACCACUGGAGGUGUGACGGGCAGAGCGACUGUAGCGACAAUUCAGACGAGGAGAACUGCAAGCCAGUAACAUGCAACUCAAAAAAUUUCAUCUGUGCCAACGGAGAGUGCAUCUCCUCUCGCUUCCGCUGCGACGGCGACUUCGACUGCACCGAUAACUCUGACGAGAGAGGCUGUGAGAGCCACUGCUCCGAGGAUCAGUUCCAGUGCCUGAAUCAUCUCUGUAUCUCAGUAAAAUGGCUCUGUGAUGGACAGGAAGACUGCAAAACCGGGGAAGAUGAGGCCAACUGCAGCCCUGCCAACACUGCCAUGACAGCUCGGCCGACAUCAUGUGCUCAGAACGAGUAUGUUUGUGUUGGAGGAGGCUGCGUGUCGGCUGGUCAACGCUGUGACGGACAAAAUGACUGUUCAGAUGGAUCUGAUGAGGUGGACUGUAUCCGGGAGUGUAAGGAGGACGAGUUCCUGUGUUGGAAUCGGGCACACUGUGUUCCCGCUCGCUGGAGGUGCGACAGAGUCUUUGACUGCUUGGAUCAAAGUGACGAGGACAACUGUGACCAGGGGUCAUUGGCUUGCCGCCCAGAUGAGUUUGUUUGCAACAACACGCUGUGUAAACUGCUGGUCUGGCUGUGUGAUGGUGAGGAUGACUGCGGAGACAACUCUGAUGAAGAUUCAAGCAUGUGUGAUUCUGUCGAUGGUGCGUGUCGAGGACGGGCCGACUUGUGCGGAGAUGACGCUUUCUGCAACCAUACGAAAACACCUUCAGUCUGUCAAUGCAAAGAUGGAUUUCAGAGAAACCAGAAGACCAAGCAAUGUGAAGAGGUGAACGAGUGUCUGCGAUUCGGAAGCUGCUCGCAGUACUGCACCAACACCAAGGGCUCAUACAAGUGCACUUGUGACCGAAACUUCAAGGAGAUCCAUGGGGAAUGCAUCACAAAAGGACCAGAAGAUCAGAUCCUCUAUGUAGCCAAUGACACCGAAAUUGGCAGUUUUGUGUAUCCAUACAACCAAACUCACGGACACACUCAACUGGCCCGAAUCUCAGACAGCGCUCGCAUCAUCGGCAUGGACGCGCUAUUUCACCAUCACAAGUUUGUGUGGGCCACUCAGUUUAACCCCGGGGGGAUCUUUUACAAAGACCUCCAGGACAGAAACCCAAUCACAUCAAACAGUGGAGUCAUAUGUCCAGACUUCCGGAGGCCCCGGGACAUUUCGGCCGAUUGGGUGACGGGGAACCUGUACUGGACGGAUCACUCCCGAAUGCACUGGUUCAGCUACUAUACGGCACAUUGGCGCCGACUUCGCUACUCCAUUAACGUGGGACAGCUGGGGGGUCCCAACUGCACCCGGCUCAUCACAGACAUUGACGGGGAACCUUUCGCUAUUACUGUUAACCCUGUAUGCGGGAUGGUCUACUGGACUGUGAUUGGUGACCACUCUCACAUUGAAGAGGCCGCCAUGGAUGGGUCCUUGCGUCGCAUUUUGCUGGAGAGGAACUUGCGUAGACCGACGGGACUUGCAAUUGACUAUUACAACCAGCGGCUGUACUGGUCAGACUCUGAGCUGUCUCAGAUGUUCAUUUCUCUCUACUCAUCUGCCAUCUUUGGAAUUUCUCAACCCUUCCGAAUUGACCUGUUUGAGGACUACAUCUACGGGGUCGGCAUGAAGCACGACGUCUUCAGGGUUCAUAAAUAUGGGAAGUCACCUGCCGAGAAGCUCAGUCUGGGUGUGGAGAGAGCGUCUAGCAUCUUGGCCUUCCAUCGGUACAAAGAACAGGAGGUGUCCAACCCAUGUGCAAAGAUGCAUUGCGCUUUCCUUUGUCUCCUGAACCCCAGCGGGGCCAGAUGUGUGUGUCCUGAGGGGAAAAUUCUGCUGAACAGGACCUGCACGGACACCAACAUCUCAGGAGAUCUUUGUCAUCCGGCCUGCGAGAAUGGAGGUCGGUGUAUCACCAAUGAACGAGGGGAAUCACGCUGCUUCUGCUGGCCAAAUUACUCCGGGGAACGAUGUGAGAUCAGCCACUGUAAGGACUACUGCCUCAACGGAGGCACUUGCACGGGAUCUCCACUAGGAAACCCCACGUGUCGCUGCGCUCUGGGUUUCACUGGUCCUCUGUGUGAGAAGCGUGUUUGUGACGGUUACUGUCUGAACGGAGGCACAUGUGACAUGACCCUGGGGAACCAACCCGUGUGCCACUGUCUGGCAGAAUACACCGGAGAACGCUGUCUACACCAUAUUUGUCACCAUUAUUGUGUGAACUCCAAAGGCUGCACACUGUCCGGCUUUGGACACGUGGAGUGCGUGUGUCCCACCCGCUACGAGGGGCCGAAAUGUGAGACGGACCGGUGUCUUCGCUGCCGAGGGGCCCCGUGUAUCGUAGACGAAGAGACUGGAGAUGUCGCCUGCAAGUCCACUAUCAUUUCCAUUUCAGGAGAAACGGAGGACAUUUCCUUACAACAGAAG
Messenger RNA from Sinocyclocheilus rhinocerous, 12201 nucleotides. RefSeq names its product low-density lipoprotein receptor-related protein 1B-like. The transcript has 78 exons. Lineage: Eukaryota; Metazoa; Chordata; Actinopteri; Cypriniformes; Cyprinidae. Gene Ontology annotation, molecular function: protein binding; hormone binding; calcium ion binding. Gene Ontology annotation, cellular component: plasma membrane; signaling receptor complex; apical plasma membrane. The record is from RefSeq and is a predicted model, not a curated record. The annotation marks the transcript as partial. Gene Ontology annotation, biological process: receptor-mediated endocytosis.